This is a messenger RNA of Xenia sp. Carnegie-2017, 7388 nucleotides long. RefSeq lists its product as uncharacterized. The record is from RefSeq and is a predicted model, not a curated record. Lineage: Eukaryota; Metazoa; Cnidaria; Anthozoa; Malacalcyonacea; Xeniidae. Gene Ontology annotation, biological process: Notch signaling pathway. The coding region runs from base 481 to 7164 and encodes 2227 amino acids. Gene Ontology annotation, molecular function: Notch binding; calcium ion binding. The transcript is spliced from 15 exons.
UCAAUAUAACAUUAUCAACGAAGACACCAAAAUUGGUGAAGAAGUGAUCACAUUUAAUAUGGUGUAGGAAAACACCUAAAACCAAGCCUCCGAAAUAAACCAAUCAGAAUCUAGCAUAUAUAGCAUUUUGUCUGCGCGAGUAAAUAUGAUUGCUGCGAUCAAUAGCAUGGUAUUUUUAUCUUCCUGCUGAUGGAGUAUUAACAAAUUUUAUACCCGGUGUUCUUCAAGAAAUGCUGCGUUGUAAGUUAAUGUUGUCAAGUCUGUUUCGCAUCUACGUGAUCCUGUUCGUUAUUGACUCCGUGUUCAUCACUGACGUCCAAUCUUUAAAUCUACUUCCACACGGGAAAAACGUGAAUACAACCUACGAAACGCAGAAGAUUAUUGUAAAAACGUGGGAUAAAAUUCUCAAGCACAAAAAGGUCUGCACAUGGAGUCCGUGCCAUUGGGCUAUUUGGUUUAUUGAUUGUAAAAAGUGCAGGAAUGUAUCUUACUAUGAGAGUUCAAGUAGACAAGGAAGUUACGAAAACAGUACCAAAAUACGUAUGUAAACACGGAUGGAAGCAAAGUGGCCGAGAAUGUACAAUACCAAUUUGCAUCAAAAAUUGUGAAAACCACGGCUCGUGUAUAGCACCUGACGUUUGUAACUGUACCGCGCAGUGGAAUGGCACGAGAUGUGAGUAUGAUGUUGACGAAUGCGACGCGGACAGCGGUGUUCCUAAUUUGUGCCAAGAAAAGUGCAUAAACUACCCCGGAGGAUACAACUGCAGUUGUUCAACCGGUCAUGUUUUAACGUCAAACGGGAAGAAUUGUUCAGAUCACGAUGAAUGUGCACACAACGAACAUGAUUGUCAACAGGGAUGUUAUAACUACCCUGGGGGAUAUAGAUGUACAUGUGUAGCGGGUUACACAUUAAAUAGUCAAGAUAACAGAACAUGUAAAGCCAAUGAAUGUGAGCAAUUACAAGGACCGCCAGUUAAUGGUGAUGUGCGUUGCACUGGCAAAACCACUGACCAUUCUUGUGUUUUCGACUGUAAUACUGGUUACAGGUUGAAUGGUUCUCGCCGACGCGUGUGUAGUGCGAGCGGAAAGUGGACUGGGGAUAAGACAUCUUGCAUAAUGAUUUAUUGUCCUAAAAUCAAGCGACCUCCUCAUGCCUUUGUUUAUUCACCUUGUGAGACACAUUUCGGCUCAAAUUGCACGCUGGGAUGUAUCAAAGGAUAUUUCAUGGAAGGACAGAGCAAGGCCAUGUGCAAUGGUAAUGGUAGUUGGCAUCUAGGAAACUCGUCAUGUCGAGAAAUUUCUCCGUGCGACAAGAAUCCUUGUGCACACGGCGGAGUCUGUACCCAGCUCAGCUUCGACCGUUAUAUCUGUGAUUGUACCAAAACAGGCUACGCAGGAACAAACUGUCAAAUUGGGUACAUCACUACUCCCAGUUAUCCUACACUAUCCACGAAAAUAUCAUCGGGACCUUUGACGUUUCGCUCCUCGCCUCUGAAUUCAGGCGAUUUGAUACUCACACCGAGAAGUCGUGACGUAAUUUUUAGUCCGGCUCAAAUGAGUUUCAAUUCCACUGUCCAAAGUCAAUCCGUGACAAUUACCUCGCGAAAAAUUGGCAUACACAUUGUCACGUAUUUUAUAUCUGGUCGGCAGGCCCAUACAUUUUAUUCACCAGAAAAUGACGUCAUACUUGUGGACACCGCUGAAAGGUCGACUGAUCACUCGAAUUUUACAUUGGACGAGACUGUUCCUAUUGGUUGCAAUAACAUGAAAUUGACUCAUUGUUCUUAUACAGAUGUCAUUAUGAACGUUUCGUCAACAUCUCCAUGGAAACGUUACGGACCAAUAGCUUCAUCUGAUGGUGUUAUCGUUUUGCGUACAAACACUGCUACUUUUCCAUUGUCUCUGUUGGGCACCAGUCUUCCAAGUGGGGCUCGGUCAAAAAUAACGAAAAAUUGCAAUAAUGAUUAUGACGACGUAAAAAUCAAGAAACUUAUGAAUGAUCUUGUGUUGGCACGAUCUUUUUUAAAAGCAGUAAAACCUUCUUUGCCAAAGUGGUUAAAACUUAUCUUAAAAAAGGAAAUGUUUCCAAGUCAAUUUCAAACUUCUGACGUUGAAGUGGAAUUGUUAUCUGGUGAAGAACUACAGUCAAAGACAUUUGCGAAAGGUCAACCUAUCUCUGAGAAAUCUUCUUAUUUACUGUUGCGGUCCUCCAAAAUUAUCAUUUCCAUUGGAAACAAUGACAAAGCAAUAAAAACCUAUGACCACAGCCAUGAAAUCUCAUUGGCUAUUGAGCUUUGCAGUGACUCAGUUAUCUUGAGUUGGCAUAAAGACUAUGCUGAAGCUAUUAAAAUUCUACUUUAUUUACAUCUAUCAAAGACGCUGCCAAUUGUGACAAAUUUGCCAAAACAGCGAUUUUGGGACGGUUUUGUUCUCAUUCGCAGCAACAUUGUCAUGAAGGGGAAACUUGCAUUAGUGGGCGAGUUGACAAAAGCGUUUGACAAUAAAAGUCGUUGUAGUCUUGAAUUUAAAGGGACCAUGGUCAUUGAUGUUUCUGAAAUUGACAACAUGAUAAAAUCACCAUUUGAUCAAACGUGGAUGAUUGAACUAUAUGGAAAUCUCAUAUUAUCAGUGGAGUUGAUGGUGGAAGGCUUCAUGAGCAGCAUGGUUCUCUCUGCUCACGAGUCUUCUAGUUUUGUAUCAUUUGGAGACGACCAAACUCGACAAGGCCUGUAUAUUUCUCAUAAGUUUAAAGAGUCACCCUUUCUCGGUUCCGAUCUUGAUAAAUUCCUUGAAGUUGUGACAUCUUACGGUGUGGAAGUCUUCUACGAGAUGGGAGCUCUUCAAUCAAAACCGCUCUCUUUCGAAAAGAACAAUGAUGCGAACGCAAUCAGCAUGAUUUUUCACGGGGCCAUGAGAUUUUACGAAUUGAAAUUCGAAAAUCUUGUCGUUGUGCUCACAAUGCAAGCGGGAAGGAACAGUAGUGUCCUCUUGCACGGCAGAAAAAGUCAGUACGCAAACACAAAUUAUGGCAUUUUCACAUUAAACAACCCCGAAGUACGAAUGUCUUUAUCGAGUCAGUCCCCAAAUCAUUCUUGUGGCUUUUUCCAAAGCACUGUAAGCAUAUUUGGCUUCAAGGAUUCGGUGAAUGUUACAUUUAAUCAUAAUGGUGUUCACUUUCAUGCUGCUGGUAAAGUAUUUGGCACAUUUCUUGCCAACGUUACUUGUCAUGCCUCAUUGAACGCUUGGAAAAACCAAAAAUUCCUCGCUCGUGGUGAAUUUACGAAAAACGAAGCCGGUCUGGUAUCUUCGUUGAAUCGUAAUAUAAAAGAUUACGCUCACAAAGUUUAUGUGAAUGCCUGGAAACGAUAUUCGCUUUACGAGAAAAGGCAGAAACGUGCUGAAGAACGUCUCCGUGCCGUUGAAGAGUUGCUGGAAGACAAGAAACGAGAGGUAAGCAAAACACGACACGAGUACAUUGUUGCCAAAAUGAACUUGGAAAAUGCUCAACGUCGUCAAGACAUUGCUAGCUGGUUAGCUUGCAGGCAAUGCAAACUUAAUAUCACUGGAAAAUCAAAAAAUACAUGUUUGUCGACUUGUUAUAAGUCUGUGACGCGUCGAGUGAAGACGAAUACAAGCCGGGUGUCGUGUGUAAGACACCAAUGUGACAGAAUAUAUCACAAAGAAGGUCUUAAAAAUCUACAACUGCAGCAAACCUUAAGUGAACUUCAAAAUGACAUCUUCUCUUUUGGUAGAAGCGGUUAUGUCCAACGAACUUAUGAGAGGCAUCAAACUUCUAAUAUUUUCCCAGGAUAUCAAAAACACGGAUUAUGUCUCAAUUCCAAAUGCAAGCCGACAUCGUAUAGGUUUUACAACAAAAACAUUCGCAUUGGUUAUUGGAAUUGCAGCGUGCUCCCGCAAACUUGUGGUACUCUCGGUUCUCGGUAUGAAUCAUACCAGGUUUCUUACCUGUGCGAGAAACCGUGCGACAGCUUAGUUGCAACUGAAACGUUGCCUUCGACGUGCUGUACACGAGUUCCGUGCGCGUUUCGUUCCGUGAAUCGUACUUGUGUGGCUCAAAAUCAUUUCUGCAAUCGAUUACGAACGGAUGCGUUGAAAAAACUCGCCAACUCGAGCAACGAUAUUGACCUAUGGAAGAGUGUAGAGGAUGCUGUGGGAGAGGUGCAUAAACGUCGUAUGGAAGCACGAUUGGCCGAGAUUCGUUUGAAAUCAGCCCGUGUGCUUUUAAAUAUUACCCAAGACUGCGUAAAACGACUUCGAAAAACUUAUAAUAUGAGCUUGAACGCUGGAUAUAAUGUUUCGCGGGCUCUCUGGAGAAAACUAAAGUUAAGAAAUAUCUUCUUGGAUAACAUGAGUGUUGUAGAGAAUGCGAGUUUCUCGGUUUAUGUUCACAAGGAAAGGGAGAGUUAUUUACUUCCUGUCAAACUAAAGGUUAAAAUCCAAGGUAAAAGUGGAGUAUUUGCUGCUGUCAUUGACUUCAAAAAUGUUGCACUUUCAUCGAAAAACGCAGCGCACGAGAUUGUCAGAUUUUAUGGUAAAAUUGAAGAUAGCAAUUACAACGGUGGAGAAAAACAGUACUCCGAGGGCAGUUCUGAUGAAAAGACAUUUGCCUUGUCAAAUCUAAAGAAGUACCACAAAUUAUGUUCGGAGUUCACCAAUUAUAAGAGUGUACUUCGGGACAUUGCGUCAGACUUAUUUUAUUCGACAACAGAGGUGAUAAAAAACAUUAAAAAUUUUACGAAAGUCGAGACAGCAAUUUACCCCGUAAAUGUAACAAAAAUAUUGGAAAGCUUCAAUUCAGAAUACGCAUCAAAAUUAGGCGUUGCAAUAGAUAAAGAGUCGUAUUAUAGAAGCCUUGCGAAUGAUACAAUAAUGCUGGAAUCUCUGCAAAUUGAAAAGGAAGCUCGUCUGGACGGACUAAAGCCGGCAAAAUUAUACUUUAAAUUACUUUUAAAAAAUUGGUUUUCUGCGAUGGAAAAUCUAUUUGAUGUCGUCGCAACGAAUUGUAACGGCUUGGAAGAUUGCGUUUUUUACGUGAUAAAUCGUCUUCACGAAGUAAACGAAGCGCAGGGCUUUCCUGGUUCUCAGCGGACUCGCAAGAUGAUCGAGAAAAUACGGAGAGAGUUCGGACAAUUCAAACGAACUGAUUUCUCAACUCGGGAUGCUAACAAUGCAUCUUCAAACGUUUUGAACAUUUUAAAUGACAUGAACGCGGUAAAACUGUUUUGUGCACGGCCACCAAAUAUUACGGAACAGCCCGAACCAUUGACGAACAUUGGCGAAGGUAACUCGUUCAAGUUAAAGUGCAAUGCUUCAGGUGACGAACUAAUGUUUUACUGGAAAUUCAAUAACGCUUAUUUAAACGAUCAAACUUCAAACACCUUGUACGUAAAAAAUGCUUCGAGCAAGGAUUCUGGGAAUUAUACCUGCAUUGUUUUCAAUCAUAUAUCCAUGGAAAUAUCUGCAUCAGCUUUCGUUGUCGUUCAUUCCGCACCUCACAUCAAAACUCAACCAGUUGAACGGCUUAAUGCGAUUCUCUUCUCAAACAAUUGGUUAACCUGUAUGGCUGAAAGUCUUGGAAACAACGUUACAUAUCAAUGGUACUUCAAGGCUCUGAAUUCAAGCGUUUUUAUUAAACUAUCUGAAGAAGUGUUUCCUUAUUUGAAUCUCUUAUCGAUUCAAAACGAACAAGAAGGACGGUAUUUCUGUCGUGUUAGCAGUAUUUAUGGCAGUACUCGUUCCACAAACAGUUAUGUUAAAGUUCUGAAUUUUAUUUUGCCCAUACCCCAGGUUCAACUGUCCGUUUCCUUAUCACAAAGCCAGCUAGACUUGCGACGACUUGUGAGAUCUAAUCCUACACAGUAUGAAAAUGCUAAAGCAGGACUUGCGCAAAAAUUGGCGUCGGUGUUGAACAUCACAGCACAGCGCAUUGAGAAUACAUUAACAAAUUCCUCCCUGUACUUCAGCUCAAAUGUCGAAAAUCUACGCGUCGUUAAAUGUAGUGGCCAAAUUCCUGAUCAAAUUUGCAAAUGGUCUUUCAAAUACAACGGAGUCUACAACAAGUCAGGUAAAGAUCCGCUGAAGGUGAUUGGCUCCCUGCGCCGUUUGCGUGCUUUUAUUGGUGGGAUCGCUCAAGCUGUGAACGGCAAUCUGUUAUUUGAACGUGGUAAAAUGAGAUAUUUGGUAGAGAGGAAUUCGCUUAGCAUCGACAGCGUUAAGAUGACUUGCCCACUUGGCACAUCUCUUGAAGAUCUCUUCAAAUGUGUUGACUGCAUUCCCGGAUAUUAUGGACGUAUUAAUGGCAAUGGUAUUGCUAGCUGUCUAGCAUGCCCGUUAGGAACAUAUCAACACGAGAGUGGACGACAAAAUUGUAUUCAAUGCCCUAAAGGAUUCACAACUGUCGACGAAGGUGCAGUUAAUGUAACGCAAUGUAAAGCAUUAAGUACAACUAAAGAACCAAACAUUCGAUACACGACGACGGAAAAGGUUGUCACUCACAGUGAAAAUCACGUGACUACUGACGAGAAGCACAUAACGUCGGGUGAUUUGCUAAAACAAUCUGGAAAUAAAGACAAACGUCUUGUCAUCGGUGGAUCUGUUGCAGGACUCCUUCUACUAUGUGUUUUGGUUCUUGCAUUGUUGCAUUUUGUGAGAAAGCGACUUGCUUUAAAAAGAUCUGGAAACGAAAUGGACGAUAAGAAUGUAGUUGUUGAAGAAGACAAACUUGAGUUACACGCCUGGGACAAUCCAGCGUUUGAUGAAGACGAAAAUCACAAUAGUGAUGAGAUACUCACAGAUAACCCUUCUUCACCUUGUACUUCAUCAUUGUCCCCUAAUGCCGUUCGUCAUCAUAAAUACGAAACAAAUCACGUGGUAAAUGCAGAUUCUAAGGACGAUAACCUCGACGUUUGCGACAGUUACGAAAACGGUGACGCAGUGAUGGUCAAUAUUAAUCCGCUGUAUCAAAGCAAUCCUGCUCUAGAUGUCAAGGAAGAGCAAGAGUCUAUUGAAAAGCGAGAGCCAGACCCACGAAAUAAUGACGUCAUUGAAUUUAAAAAUAAAUUGUACAAACCGUUUCAACCUACGAGUGGGCAGAAGUUCACGUUGACGUUAAAUGACGUCACCAUGGUCGAAGAAGAUGUUUGAUUUUUAGCAUAUGGUAGACUUAAAAAACUUGGCUAGACAACUCGAUAACUACGUAGUUGUUCGAUUGAAUGAUAAAGUUUAGUCGUUCAUUUGUAAACUUGUAAACAGCUUGUUCUUGUUAAAUAGUGUGCAGUCAUAGAAUAUAGUUUAUUUAUAUAUAGUGUUUAACACUCACCAUAAUAGAUGUAGAGUUGUGUUUUAAACAUAGUUGCCGCAUCUCUGUA